CCCCGCCGCAGCCCCGGCCCCGCGACAGCCCCCAUGCCCCGCCUCGGAGCCAAGGUGUCCCUGCUCCGCUGCACGUUGCUGUCGUCCCUCAUCCUCCUCCUGGUCUGCAGCAUCCAUGAGACGGAGCAGAACAGCUACUGCCAGCAGAUCAUCACGGAGAAGCACCUGGCCGAGCUGGAGGAGCUGGCUGACACUCAAAUGCAGCACCCAGGCAGAGUCUCCUUCAAGUUCAUCAAUAAGAUGCAGCUGAACGACUCCGUUUGCUACGUGAAAGCUGCCUUCCCCCUGCUGGGCAAGAUCCUGCAGCGGACCGAGUUCAAGGAGAACUCCUCCAACGCCAAGCGGCUGCAGGCAGUGCGCAGGAUGUACAACCGCAUCGACGAGAACGUCGACCCCUGCAUCCGGGAGGAGGACGAUGAGGAGAGGAAGCUCUCACAGAUGUGCUUCGAGGAGUUCACCACCUCCCCCUACGAGAUGCUGCUGCUGGUGAAGGAGUUCUUCCAGGACAUCAACCAACUGCUGCAGAACCAAGAGACCUUCGAGAGGGACUGCAGCCAGGUCUACCUCAGCACCUGCUUGGGGCCCAGGAAGGAUGGAUCCCCACCAGGUGUGGGGACAGAUCCUGACUGCAAUUGCCUGUCCCCUGCCCUCCCUCCUGCCACCCAGUCCUCCCUCUCCGCUGCCACCCAUGCCAGCAGGGAAGUGGCACCUGCUAGCACCCAGGUCCCUUACAACCUUCUCCAUGCCACCCUCGCUGACUUAGAUGCUCCGUCUCAGCCCCCCAGUAGCACGGAGGGUGGCUCAGGGAUCGAGGAGGCCCUGGGUGCCGGGGUAGGUGACCUGGUGUCAGUGCCAUCCUCUGGGAUGCAGCAGACAGCUCCAGUCGACCGCUCCAAAACCCUCCUGGAUCCAGCCGGGACCUUGAGCCUGGCAGCAGAGGAUGUCCCCGUCCUGCGUGGGGACGGAGAGCUGGUGGACAGAGGCUCUGAAGCUGCAGCUGGCCACCCGCUGCAGGAUCUGGCCCAGGAGCAGGGAGCCUCCAUCCUCCCGGAACGUGCCGGCAGGCUCAGCACCACCACGCCAGCGGCACCCCCCAGCUCCGGCCCGGCGGGUGGCAGAGCCAGGAUCCGCCCUGCCGCGGCGGCUGAGCCUGUCACGCAGCUCCGCUUCUCCAGGAUGGCCCCGGCCGUCGGGGGCCGAGCUCCGGGAGGCCCCCGGGACGGGGCGAGGGGGCGAGGCUGGGGGCUGAGCCGGCUGCGGGAGCCCGAGGACGGUGGAGCCGGCCCCAGCUUUGACUCUGGCUUUGUUCUGAGCGCAGAGCAGCGCAGGAAGGAGCCGCCGGCCAGAGAGGGCCACUGGGAGCCCCUCGUAUACAUCCUGGUGGCCAGCGUGGUGGCCGUCUUGCUGGCCAUGGGAGGGCUGCUCUUCUACAAGUAUAAAUCCAGGGCCCUGGACCGGUCGCUGGAGUAUGGAGGCUGUGACCCCGAGGAGCCAGAGAGGAGGGCGCUGCAGGGAGCCAGGGCAUGUCCAGAGCUGGAGACUCAGGACCUCUGAGGGCCCCGAGGUGGGAUGUGAAGCUGCUUCGGGGGGGUCGGCUCCGGAUGCUCCUCGCCGUGCGAAGGAGGCUGGCAGGCGCCGGGCGCUGCCGUGCCGCUGGCACUCCCCACUCUUCCCUCGCCCCACGCCAACGGCCAAAGACUGCCACAACCCCACCCUGGCAGAGAUAAAAGGAUGGGGGGAUGCACCCCUGGAGGCAGAGGGCUGGAAGACGACGGAUUGUCCCUGAUGUGACACCUCGGUGCUGAGCGGGACGCUGGAGGCGCUGGGUGUGGGACGCUGGAUCCCGCUCGCACGCAGCCCAGGGCUGGCUGAAGAUGGAGGAGUCCAGCGCCUGGAAUCUCCUCUGGCUCUUCUCCCACCCGAGCACAGCAGGGUUUGGAGCAGCACCCAGCACCCUCCCCGGCUUCACCCUGCCUUUCCUAAGGCUUCAGCUGGAGGAUCUUGGAUGCUGGUGGGGAAAAGGGAGGCUUGGGCACAGAGACUGCCCUGGACUGCACGGCCCCAGCCCUGGCUCCCAACGAAACCCUCACACUGUGAAUAUUUAAAGCCCACCAGUGCCUGUGUCCCCACGCAGGGACGGGCUUGGGGGUAACGCUUGGCACCGUCCUGGUCCCCCUCCUCCUGCCACCAGAGAUCUGGUCCCGUGCCCGAGCUGGCCUCGGCUCACGUCGUGCCCUUAGGGCUUUAUUUUUUAUUAUAGCUGACGAAAGUCUUUAUCCCACCCAAGUAUUUUCCCGUGGGGGGGUCCCCGUCCUGCCCCCUCGCAGGGCUGUCGCCGGGAGCUGGGCUCACCUGCGAUCGGACUUCCUCUGGGACUGCGCCUUCGGGACGGGAAAUGGGGCCGGGGAAGGACCAAAGCCAGGGGGUGUGAGGGAUGGAGGUGCCCCACCUGGGUGCCGCGGGAGGAGCUUUUCAGCUCAGCCCCCUUCCUGACUUUGGGAAAAGCCUGGUUUGGGAUGUCCCAAGCCGGGAAAUACCCCAAACCCUGGGCUUGGGGUUUAUCCUGCCCCCCGCCCCGUACCCCACCCGCCCCCCGUCCACAGCAUUCCUCCUGCCCUGAAUGUGAAGCGAGGUCUGCGCUGCUCUGGGGUCCUGAAGUGUUCUUUUGAUACGAGGGGAGCAAAGAUGGAGAAACCAACCGGGGUUAGGCAAAGCCUCGCUGGUAAGCGGGGAGGGAAGUUUACGUCGUGCAUUUACGGCUGCCCAAACCGGGGAGGGAAGCGGCUGCAGGAGGAGUAAAGCAGGAGGAAACCCUCGGGGCCGGGGGAGUCAACCUCGCUGCUGGUGUGCGGCAGCGAUUUGCACCGUGGAGGAGAGGCCUGGGAGGGAGGCGGAGGUGUGGGGUAGGUGGAGAGGGGGUGUGUGGAGAUUUGCCUGCGAGCUGUGUCAGGUGUGUUUGGCCUCGGUUUGGGUUUGGUUUGUGGGUUUUUGGUUUCUGUUCGGUUUUGUUUUGGGUGUUUUUUAUACAAUGAAAUGUUGAACUAUUUUAUACAAAGUCAUUUAAAGAAGUCUAUUUAAAGAGAAGCAAAGCAAACAGCCUGCACCUUUCAUGUGGUUCACAAA
Pogoniulus pusillus (Red-fronted tinkerbird) is the source of this 3123-nucleotide messenger RNA. RefSeq names its product colony stimulating factor 1 (gene CSF1). Gene Ontology annotation, molecular function: cytokine activity; growth factor activity. The transcript has 9 exons. Gene Ontology annotation, biological process: positive regulation of macrophage differentiation; osteoclast differentiation. NCBI's taxonomy places the organism in Eukaryota, Metazoa, Chordata, Aves, Piciformes, Lybiidae. The record is from RefSeq and is a predicted model, not a curated record. The coding region runs from base 34 to 1554 and encodes 506 amino acids. Gene Ontology annotation, cellular component: membrane.